CACCACCACCACAACGCGGGGGCCGCCGCCGCCGCCUUCCUGCGAUAUAUGCGGCAGCCCAUCAAGCAGGAGCUGAUCUGCAAGUGGAUCGAGGCCGAGGCGCCCGGCGGCGCGCCGCCCUGCUCCAAGACGUACAGCACGAUGCACGAACUGGUCAACCACGUCACGGUGGAGCACGUCGGGGGUCCCGAGCAAAGCAGCCACGUGUGCUUCUGGGAGGAGUGUCCCCGCCAAGGGAAGCCCUUCAAGGCCAAGUACAAACUCAUCAACCACAUCCGCGUGCACACGGGCGAGAAGCCUUUCCCUUGCCCCUUCCCGGGAUGCGGCAAAGUCUUCGCCCGCUCCGAGAACCUCAAGAUCCACAAGCGCACUCAUACAGGGGAGAAGCCUUUUAAAUGCGAGUUUGAUGGCUGCGACAGGAAGUUCGCCAAUAGCAGUGACAGAAAGAAACACUCCCAUGUCCAUACCAGUGACAAGCCAUACUUCUGCAAAGUUAGAGGCUGUGACAAGUCCUAUACACACCCAAGCUCCUUGCGCAAGCACAUGAAGAUCCAUUGCAAAUCCCCUCCACCUUCUCCUACCCCAGGAUCUCAUGGGUACCAGCCCACAGGGACACCCCUGGGUGCCCCAUUGUCCCCUGUCCAGGACUCCGGUAGGGGCCGUCCUGCCAACCUUUCUCCUCAGGUUACCAAUCUCAAUGAAUGGUACGUCUGCCAGGCUAGCGGGGCACCCAACCACCUCCACACACCAUCUAGUAAUGACACGUCUUCUGAGGAGGAAGAGGAGGAGGAAGAGACUUAUAGGAACUCUGAGACAAGAACUAUUCACUAAGAUAGCGAGACAGGGAGAGGGAGCUGUCGGGGAUGGCACUUGGCUGCCAUCUUGGUUAACUCGGACUAUUUAUUCAGUAUAUGAAACCCUAUGGUGUUUGUACUUGUAACUAAUUUAAUUAAGACAUUGGACUUGCCUCUUUUUUUAAUUUUAUGAAAAAAUGAAAAAGACGAAUCUUUUUCAUGAAGAAGAAUCUUUUAGAAACCCAUCCACAUGGACAGCAACAGUGAUACAGCCCUUAUAUUUUCUUUUCCCCACCUCUAGGUAUUGUCGAUUGGGUACAUUCAUUAAAUUGGUUUCCCAAAGUAAAAGCUGGAUUGUGGCUUAUGAAUGUCAGUGAGGAGCUGGUAGUCUUUCUCUGUGCCAGAUGUAGGCUGUCCAAGCUUGCACACCUAUUUUGAAAGGUAUAUUCCCCUAGGCCUCUGUCCCAUAAUUGUCACCUUUGGAACUUCUCUCUUCCUCUCUCUCUCUCUCUCUCUCUC
This is a messenger RNA of Pogona vitticeps (central bearded dragon), 1313 nucleotides long. RefSeq names its product Zic family zinc finger 5 (gene ZIC5). Gene Ontology annotation, cellular component: nucleus. The record is from RefSeq and is a predicted model, not a curated record. NCBI's taxonomy places the organism in Eukaryota, Metazoa, Chordata, Lepidosauria, Squamata, Agamidae. Gene Ontology annotation, biological process: regulation of transcription by RNA polymerase II. Gene Ontology annotation, molecular function: DNA-binding transcription factor activity, RNA polymerase II-specific; RNA polymerase II cis-regulatory region sequence-specific DNA binding.